AUGGCAGAGCCCAGCAUUACCCUUCCCUCUGUAUCAUUCACAUCCCUCGGACCAGGCAACAGCACCUACUGUAAAGUUAAUAAAGGCUUCACAUCGAAGUUCCUGCCCACCGUCUACACCAUCGUGUUUAUACUGGGCUUCCUGGGGAAUUGCUGGGUGCUGGGCGCCAUGUGCUUGAGCCGGAGGAAAUUCACCAGCAUCACCGUGUUCUUGUUUAACCUGGGCCUGGCUGACCUCCUGUAUGUCAUCACUUUGCCCUUCCUGGUGGUGUACUAUGCCAACGGGCACCGCUGGACGUUCGGGAAAGCGUUUUGCAAAAUGACCAGGCUCCUCUUCCACCUGAACCUGUACGGCAGCAUCGGCUUCCUCACUUGUAUCAGUGUGCAGCGAUACCUGGGCAUCGUGCACCCCAUGAAGGUGCUGGGCAGGUGGAACCGCCGCCGCUCGCUGCUCCUCAGCCUCCUGGUCUGGGGGCUGGUUCUAGCCCAAACCUCGGCCGAUCUCCAUUUCACCAAGACCAACCUCAAUGGCACCAAAUGCCAGGACAGUGCCGCGAUAAAGGAGCUGGGGGAGUACACGAAGUACAAUCUCGCCUUGACCGUGAUGGCUUUCGUCCUCCCUUUCCUCAUCAUCGUUGGCUGUUACAGCCGCGUUGUUCUGGUUCUGAUCCGCAACAAGAACGUGGAGCAAGGCUUGCGGGAGCGCUGCCUGAAACUGGUGCUGAUCGUCACCGCCUUGUUCUCCCUUUGCUUCGCUCCUUAUCACGUCCUGAGAAACGCGAACCUGAUCUCCAGGCACUUCCAACUCCAGGGCCAGUGCAUCCAAACCUUCAAAAACAUUUAUCUGGGUUACCAAGUGGCCAGAGCCCUCGCCAGUUUGAACAGCAUCUUCAACCCACUUGUUUAUGUUCUGGCUGGAGACGAUAUGAAGUUACGAGUGGAAAAGCUCGGGAAAGCUGCGCGUUCGUUGUCCUCAACACCUGCCGCCCAGCUAGCUCAACCCGAAAAGAACUUACUUAAUAACCUUUAA
This is a messenger RNA of Hemiscyllium ocellatum (epaulette shark), 1029 nucleotides long. RefSeq names its product P2Y purinoceptor 1-like. NCBI's taxonomy places the organism in Eukaryota, Metazoa, Chordata, Chondrichthyes, Orectolobiformes, Hemiscylliidae. Gene Ontology annotation, biological process: G protein-coupled receptor signaling pathway. Gene Ontology annotation, molecular function: neuropeptide receptor activity. Bases 1 to 1029 code for a protein of 342 amino acids. Gene Ontology annotation, cellular component: membrane. The record is from RefSeq and is a predicted model, not a curated record. The transcript has a single exon.